CCAGGCCUGGCGACUUCUGUGCGACAAAUGCUGCGUCAACAGCAUUUUCAGGGUUAAAGUACAGUCUUUUACAGUCCGGGCCUCCAAAGAGGUUGGGACCCCGAUUUCUUGAGAACUUAGACGUCCAUCUUCAAUGUACACGAGAUACUGGUGAUCGAUACAACUGCCAUGGGAAACAAUCAUUCCAAACGAGGCAGGGACAGGAGGGGGGUUCUUCGAGCAGAGUGCAGCAACUGCAGAAAGUGUGAUGAGUUUGUGCCACAGGCCAGAGGAGUCACCUGUGCAUACUGUGACUGUGCACCUGUCCACCACAGGGAAGUAGUAGGAGCCGACAUCCACCCGGCACAGCUACAUCAAGGCAGUGACCAUCAGACUCAUCAUCAGAGCCCCGGGGUGGAGGGUACUGGAAUUGUUGGAAUACAGACACAGGGAGUCUUAGGCACCAGUCCUGGCUCAGCACAAGCUGAACUUGACCAACUUAAAAAAAAGAAAAGGGAACUUGAGCAGCAACUUGAAAUCCAAAAGGUUCGAAAAGAAGUAGCUGAACUGGAAAGUCGCUUAUCUGAGGAGGCCAACUCUACAGCAGAUGACUUAAGGAUAUCCUUCAGCAGCGAAUCACCAACAUCCUCUCAUAUGGAGUCUCCUUUUGGAACAAUGUCACCAAUUCAGACCAGCUCUUACACCGACUUGACAGAGCCAAAAAGGCCAGCAGAACAACACAUGACCUUUCAUCCAAGAGCUCGGGGGAAAAACAUUUGUAUUGAAAACAAAGGUACAACAGCUCGUAGUGUAAACAGCUUUAACAGUGGAGUCUGUUUCAGCCGAGUGCCAGUUGGUGUUGGACAGAAAGUUCAACUAAAGAUCGUUCAGAGCAGAACAUUUAAAGGCUCUAUGCGAAUUGGGUUCACGUCUAAAGAUCCAGACACAAUAGAUGAAGAAAAGUUACCAUCACAUUCCUACCCGGACAUGGCACAGCAGCCUGGGUUUUGGAUAAAACCCUUGCCUAACAGGCUGGCUCGUCAAGGCAAUGUGGUGACAUACACAGUGGAUUCUUCAGGAAGUGUCAACUUCUACAUCAAUAGAGAGAGCAAAGGGCUAUUCUUUGAUGGUGUUGAUGUCUCUGGAAAACUUUGGGCUGUGGUGGAUGUUCAUGGCAGCACCAUGGCUGUACAGCUUGUUGAUGAGCAAGCUGUAUGUGAUGCUGUGGCCAAAACUAUUUACGAAGGGGACAUGGUUAAGCUAGAUGUGGAGAAUAUGGACACAUUGAGUUUGUUGCAGGAUGGGCAUGGAGGCAUUGAACAAGACAUGGAACAGGCAAUUGGGACAGUUGGGAUGGUCACAAAAGUUGACGAUGAAGAAGAUGUAUUUGUAUACUUCUCCAACAUCAAGAGAAAGUUGUGCUUCAACCCUGCUGCCUUACAGAAGGUUGGAAGGGCUGACCCAAACUCUGCUAUUCUCAAGGAUGGAGAUCUGGUGUGGAUAGGAGACAAUGUUGGGAAGAUAAAGGCUCUACAAGAGGGACAUGGUGGAUGGAUCGAUGACAUGGAAAAGACCCUUGGGAAGUUUGGCAGAGUGAAGCGGAUUCAUCGUGGUGGGGAUGUUCAUGUCAGAGUUGGGGGAAAGAGCUGGAGAUACAACUCUGAGGCUGUGCAGAAAAUGCAGACCCCAGCAGGGCAGGUUGGGAUGUGUGAUCAAGGACUUCACCAUUGGAAAUCAGGAGUGUGCAAGGUGUGUGUUGGAUGUCGUCAAUGCACUGCAAAAGGGGCUGGAUGUACAAUGAAGGGAAAGCCACUUCGUCCUCCUGGCAGCCCCUGUGGAUGUGAGCAAAAAGAUGGAGGAUGUGGAGAUUGCGGCAUUUGCCGAUCUUGUGUUGGGGAAUCUAGCGAUGACAGCAGUGACGAUGACGCACAAAACUUGCACAAGCUGCAGCAACUGGGGGAAGCUUUUGAGCAUCUUGGAGAAGGUGGAGGAGGGAGCCGUUUAGCGGGGGCAGCCCGUGCUGCAGUAGCACUUUCCCUCUUGCAGCUGGGACAAGGAGGUGGCCUUCUUGGCAGCCGUGCUGCAGGCCUGCAACCUUUGCUCCUAGCAGCCAUGCUAGGUGGUGGUGAUGACAAUGAUGAAGUAGAGGAAGAGGCAGCCCUUGAGCAUGGUAUGGGAAAGGGUGAUGAAGUAAAGGUGGAAAUAGAUGGUGAAACAUUCCGCAUAUUGCAAGAGGAAGGUGGCACAGGCUGGAAUGAAGAAAUGCUUAAAGUUCUUGGCAUUCCUGGAACUGUUUCUGGUCUACUGGGAAGAAAUGUAAUUGUCCAAUUCGUCAAUGGUGCAAGAUGGUCACUUGUUCCUGGCUGCCUUACUAAAGUCUCCAGUGCACGACGCGAUGGACGAGAGGCCAUUAAAAGGAGUGACCUCGUUAAGUUGAUAAAGGAUGAAGAAAAACUGAAGGAACUGCAGAAAGAUCAUGGAGGAUUCAAUGAAGAUAUGCAGGCAUGUCUUGGCAAAACAGGUUGUGUGAUAAAGAUUCAAAAGCGCCAGGUAAAAGUGGAUUUUGCAGGAAGAAGGUGGUGGUUCAACCGUACAGCUCUCACCCCAGCUCUUUCAGAGGAAGAACAGGAAACCACACACCAGCUCAGAGAAGGUGACUAUGUCAAGGUGGACGUAGAUCCAGAGACAUUCAAGUCCAACCAACUAGGCCAUGGUGGAUUUGUUGAUAAGAUGAAAGAGUUGGUGGAAGAAGUUGGUAUUGUUCAUCACAUUGACAUUGAUGGUGAUGCAGUUGUCUACUAUCCAAACAAUACAAGGUGGUGCAUCAACCCACUUAACCUGGGCAAAGUGGACCCAGACGAGUGUGGGGAUGUGGACAUCGGUGGUGUAUUGGAGGUUGGAGACUGGGUCAAGGUUGAUUCUGACAAAGACAAGAUCAAACGUAUUCAAGAGACCACAGUGAAAUGGGAUGAGGGCUACUAUAAGGCUGCAGGAAUGGUUGGCCGUGUCAAAGUCACCUACCCCUUCAAUGAUCUUGUUCGUGUUCAGAUCAAGGAGGCCAACUAUCCACUGAACCUAUCCCUCAUCAAGAAAGCAACACCCUCAGAUCUCAAGGCAACUCUCCACUCAACAAAUAUCAAGAGCCCUAACUUUGCCAGAGGAGACUUGGUCAAGAUUGAUGUAACCUUAGACAAUUUGAAAAUCCUACAAGAAGGACAUGGAGGUUAUGUGGACAAGAUGGAAAAGGUGAUUGGCCUGAUUGGCUGUGUGAGCUACAUUGACCGGGAUGGUGACAUCAAUGUGAGAUUCAGUCCCUUUGGGCUAUGCUUCAACCCAAAAGCCCUGAUUAAGGUUAAACCCACAGAGGAUACAUUCCAUGUUGGCGACAUUGUCCUAAUUGAAUCUGACAAGAGGCGCUUGAUGUCCCUACAGACUGAAGAUCAUGGGGGUUACAACCAAAAAAUGUCUUUGACAUGUGGAAAGACUGGGCGACUGUUAGGUGUCAUUGAAAGCAAGAAAGUUCGAGUGAAGGUCCAGGGGAGGUCUUGGUUGUUCAACCCAGAUCUAUUGACAAGACUUGGAAACCCAGGUCUAGGUACUGGAGACUCGUGGAAAUCAGCAACCAUCUGUUCCCCUGGCAAACAUGACUGGAGCAAAGGCAGAUCCCUGGUGUGUGUCUCAUGUGGAGAAUGCACAGAGUUUGGAAACCUAUGUCCUGCACGAGGUAGACCAGACAGAUACCCUGGCAGCUUUUGCGGCUGUGGGGAUGGCCAUGCUGGGUGUGAUGACUGUGGCUGCUGCAGAAUGUGUGCAGGAGAGGGGACUGUGGAAGAGGAUGAGUCAGACGAUGAUGACAAGCUGAAAGAGCUACUGGGAACUGGCCUUGGUGGAAUCUUUGGAGAAGCUGUUAAGGAGGCUGUUCAGGAGCUCAGCAACUUAAAGAAGUCCAUUGAGGAGACUCCCACAUCUCAUGCUGAUGAUCAUCUUCCAAAUGAGGCAGGGACAGAAGAAGAGCGAAGUGAACGUUUCUAUGCUGCUCUGAAGAAGAUGAGCCACACUAUUGAGUUAAUGAGGAAGAGCAAAGGUCCAGAUUCCAUUGAUGCAGUAAAAGAAGCUUUGGAGAAAAACUUCCUCAUCCCUUAUGCCAUGUAUGACCGUAGGGCAGAGAAGAAGCUUAUGGGUGAUCAUCUGGCUAACAUUGAUGCAGCAAAUGUCUUCAUGCAUUACCUAACUUUGCUGUCAUCAGAGGCAACCAAGAGUGGAAGUGCAGAGAGGAAACUGCCCCUUGGAUGUCUUGAGCUUAUGCGCACUCUCCUGAUUCAUUACACCGAUGCGAGCUCUGAGUUCUGUCGUGCUGUGGGCAGAAGUGGGCUCAUCAGCCUGCUUGUGCAAAACCUUGUCAGUCUCCAGGAUGCAGGCAGUUUGGAGCAUGAUGAGAAUCUGGGUGACAUCACUCGAUCAAUGAUGACCAUCCUGUACAACUGUGCAAGGGUUCCAGAGACUAAGGACUACUUCAGUGAUGCCGGUGCAGUGAAUCUGCUUAAGGCAUCCCUGCGGACUAAAGACAUGGAUAUCAAAGUCACUACGCUGUGCUGUCUGGCAUAUAUCAUUGAUGCCAGUGAACUCCAUCUCAUCAGAGUUGACUUCACAAUUGCAGAUCUGAUUAUGGGCCUACUGAAUGCGGCCAUCAGUGACCCCCAGCAUUCUACUGUGCUGAGAGACUACUCGUACUCAGCUAUGGAACUUGUGACAACACUGGGAGCCCUUGCUCGCAACGAUGACAACAAGAAUGCAUUCAUCAGAAGAGGGGCAGUGAAUCUGCUCAUCACAUUGAUUGAAAGUGGCGAUGAAAAAGAGCAGGAGUGUGCCAUCUGCUGCAUCCAACGGUUUGCCCUCCGUGACAACAUUAGAGGCUUUAUCAAAAAUGAUUCGAGAACAGAGGAAGUGCUAAAGGUAAUGGUGGAGCACGAAUCUAGGCCUGUCCGAGCAGUAGCAGUGGAAACAUUGCAUCUCCUGGAGAAUGGACCCAAAGUGACCCAAGAUUCUAAUCUAGGCCCUGCCCGCUUCAGUGAAGUUGAUUACUCGGACUUGACUGAAGGUCAGUUCCUUGGACAAGGAGCGUUUGGCAAGGUAUUCAAGGCCAAACACAGGGUGUGGAUGAUGGAUGUUGCAGUGAAGAAGCUUGCAUUGAGACUGUCAAGCAAUGAGAGCUUGAAAAGAAGGCUGUUUGAUGAAGCCAGCUUCAUGCAUCGAGCCCGCCAUGCUUUCAUUGUCCCCCUGUAUGGAGUUUGCAUCGACCAGCACUUCACAGGUCUUGUGAUGGACUUCAUGGAGAAUGGAUCCGUGGAGGACCUGAUGAAGAAAGUAAAGCAUGUGCCCUGGGCACUCAGAUGGCGAAUUCUGCAUGAGACAGCACUGGGGAUGAACUUCCUGCACAGUCUGGACCCUAGGAUCAUCCAUCAUGAUCUAAAGGUCCAAAACAUUCUGUUGGAUGAGGACUUCCAUGCAAAGAUUACAGACUUUGGUGUAUCUGAAUGGAAACAGCGCAGCAAACCAGAUGUAGUAAAUGAUGUGAAGGGUUCAGGCAUUGCUGGUACCAUUACACACAUGCCACCAGAGCACUUGCAAGAUCCACAUCUGAAGGCAGGGAAAAAGUUUGAUGUGUACAGUUUUGGAGUCGUGAUCUGGGAAGUGCUGACAGGACAGGUACCAUUCCAAAAUGCAAUCAACAGUGCCCACAUUGCUGAUGCUGUAGUUCAUGGACAACGUCCUGACACAACGCUGGUUCCUGUAGGGAAAAAUGGGCCAGAGGAGUUGUGUCACUUUGAUGCUCUAAUGAAAGACUGUUGGCAUCAGGAGCCUGCUAUGAGGCCAGGGUUCAGAGAAAUUGCUGAGCGUGUAGAGCCAGUCAUUCAGCAAACACGGACAAAGGUGGUUGAAGCUGUGCAGACGGUUCUGAAUGCUCUUGGGAAAGGGGCAGAGAAAAUACCACGCCAUCAUAGUGGAAAGUGGGACACUGGUUUGCGGCGGAAUCCUGGCUUGAGCAGUGAGCAGCAGUCACAGAUGGAAAAUAGUGGAACAAAAGGAAUAAUUCAGUCCUUCAAGAAAAAUUAGGUGCAUAGUACAUUUUGUACAUAUAUUCUGCAUUUUGUGUGUCAUGUGUCAUUCUGUUACUGCCAGUGUCCUUUUGCAAGCUGUAAUAAGCUAUCGAUGAAUAUUUUUUAUGACAGGUGUGAUGUCAUUAUGAUAUAAAAUUAUAACUUACAGUAUACUCUAGUAAUCUUUUGUUCUGUACAUAUUCAAAUUGUAAAAUAACAAUACCUACAUUGUACUUUCAAAGCAGAAGUCACUCAUGAAUAGAAGUACAGUAAGUAAUAGAUACAUGUAAAAUAUUAGCUUCUUUUGAAGACUUGUGUGGUGGCAGCGUUAAUUAAUUUGAGGAACGACACAAGUUUUGCUGCUGAGGGAGUUUAGCCCCAGACAGUGUUUUGCCAUGGAUGGAGGUUUACGCCAUGGUUGUUUGUUUCUUGACUUGAGAACAAUAAUGAUAUAACUCCAAUCACAGAAUAAGCAAUGCAUGCUUUCUCAGUCUCUAAGCCAUGCAUGUGGAAGGUUUUUCCAAA
Molecule: messenger RNA, 6602 nt
Organism: Branchiostoma belcheri (Belcher's lancelet)
Lineage: Eukaryota; Metazoa; Chordata; Leptocardii; Amphioxiformes; Branchiostomatidae
Exons: 33
Coding region: 169-6093 (1974 amino acids)
Biological process (GO): protein phosphorylation; protein ubiquitination
Cellular component (GO): cytoplasm
Molecular function (GO): protein kinase activity; ATP binding; ubiquitin-protein transferase activity
Source: RefSeq, a predicted model, not a curated record